Lagenorhynchus albirostris (white-beaked dolphin) is the source of this 3647-nucleotide messenger RNA. RefSeq names its product retinoic acid receptor alpha (gene RARA). The record is from RefSeq and is a predicted model, not a curated record. Lineage: Eukaryota; Metazoa; Chordata; Mammalia; Artiodactyla; Delphinidae. Gene Ontology annotation, biological process: regulation of transcription by RNA polymerase II; retinoic acid receptor signaling pathway; cellular response to corticotropin-releasing hormone stimulus. Gene Ontology annotation, cellular component: nucleus; transcription regulator complex. Bases 574 to 2310 code for a protein of 578 amino acids. The transcript is spliced from 12 exons. Gene Ontology annotation, molecular function: nuclear receptor activity; nuclear glucocorticoid receptor binding; zinc ion binding.
CCGGUCUGGGGCUCCGGGUAAAGUUUCAGCCUCCGCACGUGACUCGCCAUGGCCGCUGCUUUCGCCCCGCGCCCCUGAGCCGCGGCCCCCCAAACCGCUCCUCUCCCUGGACCCCGCAACCCCUGACGCCGAACGGCUCCAAGGCUCAGGGUCAGGGCAGACGCCUUGUUCGCGGGCGACCCGGACGGAUUGCUUCCCCCCACUGCGAGCAUCACAGGACAUGGCCUCCCCAGCCACCUAGCUCGGGCCCACCUAGGAGAGGGAUCCUUUCGGCGUCCUGAAGGCCAGCUCUGGACCUUCCUGGGAAAGUGUCAGCUCACAGAAGUGCGUGACCAAAGGACCGGCUCUUGGGACGUCCCCCAGCCCACCUGGCCCCCAACCGGAGUGGGGGCUCCAGGAGGCUGAGAUCAGCCUGCUAGCCUUGGACCGCAGCUCCAGGACAGAAGGGGGGGUGGGCUGACCACCCAAACCCCCUCUGGGCCCAGGCCCCAUGACCCGAGGAGAGGCGGCCUGAAGCCUGCCAGAGCCUUCGGCCAGACUGUCUGCCUGCCCUUCUGACUGUGGCUGCUUGGCAUGGCCAGUAACAGCAGCUCUUGCCCAACACCUGGGGGCGGGCACCUCAAUGGAUACCCGGUGCCCCCCUACGCCUUCUUCUUCCCCCCCAUGCUGGGUGGACUCUCCCCACCGGGCGCUCUGACCACUCUCCAGCACCAGCUUCCAGUUAGCGGCUAUAGCACGCCAUCCCCGGCCACCGCCAGCACUUUGACCUGGGAGUCGGAGUUGGAAGCCCGCCCGCCGAUUCUGGCCUGGUCUUCAGUCUAUGCUAGGUCAGGAGGAGGCUGGACCUUGGGUGUACCCUUCAAAGACCCGGGGGCCUGUGGAAGGACAGAACUGUUCUCCAGGUCACUGGGGACAGGCUGGAGGGAAAGACCGAUAAGAGGCCUGGGCCAGAUCUCCAUCCUGUCCUGGAAGCUGCGGAUACAAUCUGUUCACGCCCAUCCUCGCCCCCAGAUCAGCCCACUGCAGCCCGGGGAGUUUGCAGAGCUCAGCGGGCACCCUCCCUCCAUCUCCAUCCAGACAGACACUGUAGGAACAGAGUCCAUUGAGACCCAGAGCAGCAGUUCCGAAGAGAUAGUGCCCAGCCCCCCCUCGCCACCCCCUCUCCCCCGCAUCUACAAGCCUUGCUUUGUCUGUCAAGACAAAUCCUCAGGCUACCACUAUGGGGUCAGCGCUUGUGAGGGCUGCAAGGGCUUCUUCCGCCGCAGCAUCCAGAAGAACAUGGUGUACACGUGUCAUCGGGACAAGAACUGCAUCAUCAACAAGGUGACCCGGAACCGCUGCCAGUACUGCCGGCUGCAGAAGUGCUUCGAAGUGGGCAUGUCCAAGGAGUCCGUGAGGAACGACCGAAACAAGAAGAAGAAGGAGGCGCCCAAGCCCGAGUGCUCCGAGAGCUACACGCUGACGCCGGAGGUGGGGGAGCUCAUCGAGAAGGUGCGCAAAGCGCAUCAGGAGACCUUCCCCGCCCUCUGCCAGCUGGGCAAAUACACUACGAACAACAGCUCAGAACAGCGUGUCUCUCUGGACAUUGACCUCUGGGACAAGUUCAGUGAACUCUCCACCAAGUGCAUCAUUAAGACUGUGGAGUUCGCCAAGCAGCUGCCCGGCUUCACCACCCUCACCAUUGCGGACCAGAUCACCCUUCUCAAGGCUGCCUGCCUGGAUAUCCUGAUCCUGCGGAUCUGCACGCGGUACACGCCCGAGCAGGACACAAUGACCUUCUCGGAUGGGCUGACCCUGAACCGGACCCAGAUGCACAAUGCCGGCUUCGGGCCUCUCACGGACCUGGUCUUCGCCUUCGCCAACCAGCUGCUGCCCCUGGAGAUGGACGAUGCUGAGACCGGGCUGCUCAGUGCCAUCUGCCUCAUCUGUGGAGACCGGCAGGACCUGGAGCAGCCAGACAGGGUGGACAUGCUUCAGGAGCCGCUGCUUGAGGCACUGAAGGUCUAUGUGCGGAAACGGAGGCCCAGCCGCCCACACAUGUUCCCCAAGAUGCUGAUGAAGAUCACAGACCUGCGAAGCAUCAGUGCUAAGGGGGCUGAGCGGGUCAUCACGCUGAAGAUGGAGAUCCCGGGCUCCAUGCCACCUCUCAUCCAGGAAAUGUUGGAGAACUCAGAGGGCCUGGACACUCUGAGCGGACAAGCGGGGGGCGGAGGGCGGGAUGGGGGUGGCCUGGCUCCCCCGCCCGGCAGCUGCAGCCCCAGCCUCAGCCCCAGCUCAAACAGAAGCAGCCCGGCCACGCACUCCCCGUGACUGCCCGUGGACACAGCCCUUGCCCCGUGCCCUGGCUUUUCUCUGCCUUUCUACCAACCAUGCGACCCCUGCCAGCCCUGCCCCCCACCUGUCCUCCCUUCCCUGGGGGACCGGAGGGAGGCGGUGGCGACUCUUCGGACAGAGGCCCGGGCCUGCGAUGGACUGCCCGCUCCUGCAGAUGUCAGGGCUGACAUCGGGGGCAAGGACUGAGUGAGGACCCCUGGUCCCGGGCCUCAGGAUGGGGCCCGGGGGCCUCGUGUUCAUCAAGACACCCCUCUGCCCACCUCUCCACAUCUUCAUCACCAGCAAAUGCCAGGACCUGGCUCCCCCAUCCUCAGAACUCACAAGCCAUUGCCCCCCCGUUGGGGAGCCCCCCUGCCUCGGUUGGUGACAGAGGGGGUGGGCCGGGGUGGGGGACUCCCCCUGUACAUACCCUGCCGUACCAACCCCCAGGUAUUAAUUCUUGCUGGUUUUGUUUUUAAUUUUUUUUUUUUUGGUUUUGAUUUUUUUAAUAAGAAUUUUCAUUUUAAGCACAUUUAUACUGAAGGAAUCUGUGCGGUGUAUUGGGGGGAGCUGGAUUCAGAGCUGGAGGGGGGUGGGUCCUGGGGGAGGGGAGUGGCUCAGAAGGGGCCCCCUCUCUCCCUAAGUCCCUGUGCCCCCAAGCCCUCCUCCCCAGCCUUUUCCUCUUCAGUUUUCUCUUUAAAACUGUGAAGUACUAACUUUCCGAGGCCUGCCCUCCCCUCUCCCUCUGCCUAACCACUGGGCGUGGACAGUUUCCCGGCAACCCCUGGAAGGAGGGGGCUCCCCCAAGAGAUGGGGCAGGGGCAAAGCAAGGGGGCCUCAGAACAUAAAGGCGUGUGUUUCUCAGCCUCGUGUCCUUGGCACAGCUGCCUCCCCAUCAGAGCCCACAUCAUUGAAGCCCUCCAGCCCCCCCACCCCCGAGCCCCGUGAAGGGGCUGGCCAGGGGAUCCGAGCUGCCCCUGCCCCCCAGCCUCACAGCCACCAGCACCGCCCACAGGGCCCCCAGAUACACACACACACACACACACACACACACACAGUGGACAGACGGGCCGGCAGACACUCGUGGCCCGAGUUCCUCCAUUUCCCUGGCCUGCCCCACCCCACCCCCGUGCCCCCUCCUUGCCCCGCAGGACGGGCCUACAGGGGGCCCCCUCCCGUCACCCCUGCACCCCUGGGUUUGGGGAGCUGGCUCUGCCCUGCCCUCCUUGCCCCGGGGUUGGGGUCUCAUCCCCCCAGAGCCCGCUGGUGCAUCUGUUACUGUUGGACUUUCCACUGAGAUCUACUGGAUAAAGAAUAAAGUUAUAUUUAUUCUA